AUGCCACCACAGUGGAGUUAUGAUAGAAUACCGUUCGGGUCGACGCUGCUUUCCACGGAGCAGCCGACAAUUUUAUCUCCACCAUCCAGACCAUUGAAGCCGAGAGACCUACCCCGGAAACUGGAGCAUUCCAGGAUGAGCUUCAUUGGGGACAGCUACGCAAUUGCCUCCCAAUUGAAACAAAAACUGGAUCAUAUGAGAGCCACAGAAGCAAAUGCUCCUUCUACAGAGGUACCGAAAAUUCCGCUCUCCAGACCUCCUGUGCCAAAGCCGAGAAAAUCGGUUUCAUUGGGCCCAAGGAGUUCAGUUACGACCCAGGACAAUUCUCCCUCCAAAAAAGACAACUCUUGGACAAGUGAAACGAAAAACCAAAACCCGAGCCAAAUAUACCGCGUUCCUUCUUUUUUCGAGGCAAUUGUGAAGAAUGCGCCCGAACUGCCAGCAGACCCUAUUCAACAACGGGAACCGCGUCUCACUGACAUACGAUACCAUGACCCUGAAGAGUUCACAAACCCGAAAUCGUCACUUAAAGUUGAUUACCAAUCUCCCAUUGUGAUCCCAAAAGCAAAGAGUAGAGCUUCUUUGCGUGGUAGUCCUGAGAGAGAGGUCAUCAGACACGAGGAACCAGCUAUCUUGCCAUUGGUCCAAAGGAGUGGAAAGCAAACCUUGGACGAAGAGCUUUUGUCAUUGAAAAUAGAGUAUGAGUCAAAGUCUGAUAAGAAACUUGAAAAAAUGUCAGAACCAGAGACGUUUGACCAGCAGUCAGUUGUGCUGCCUCUUUUCGCACAGAAGAGAAAAUCAUUCAAGAGUUUUGACGAAAAUUUGAAUGAACUGAUUGAGGUUCUCGACAAAAUGACACCCAAUAAUUUGCCAGAGUAUACAGUGACUGAGAUCGACUCUGAGUUCAUUGUGCAGCGAGGAGAUGACACAGAUGAUGAGGAAGAGAACGAGGUGCAUCAUUUGGACAAACCUUCUGAUUCUGCCUCUAUCAAAACCCUUCAAGAUUUAUGGGAGUCUCCCAAAGUGAAGGCUGAAUUAUCACAGUGGCUUGCCUCUUUGAAGUCGUUGUUAAUCUUGGACUAUCCAGAUGUAAGUGACCGUGAAAUUGACGGUCUUCUGGAGAAUUUCUUGGAGAAGGUGAGAAAUGAAGGCGCGAUCGUGGAAGGAGGCUCCAAGCUAGUUUUUUUGGAAGGGAUAUAUAUUCCAGGAGAAAUAGAGUUUACUAAAAAGGAGCCUGCGCAAAAGGAUCUGGAGAGUUUUACCAAGACCGACAAAGACGUGCUGGAGUCACCAAGUUGGGGACAACUUUGGAAACAAGAUGGGGAUUUGGCAAAAGUGCAAGAAAAUGAUAUUCAACAAGCCAUUUUUGAUCUUCUUAAGGGGGAACUGGUAUUCAUGUAUAAUUGUCGAAAGAUGGUGAGAUAUGGAAAAGGGUUCCUGAAGCAGGAAAAGCUGCUCCUUCCUUCGUUUAGUGGUUUCCACUCUUUGGCAUUCGAACCAAUCAGCUCACUGAGGGAGCUAUGGAAACUUCUUUGUGUGAAAGAGGUUCAUCAGACAGUGGAAAUUGGGCAACUUUUGACCCUUUAUGAGGCAUGGCUCUCCAAGAUGAGUCCCACCUUCAUGUACUACUACCGUGCCAGAGUAGAUACAUCUCAGAUCAUUCAAAUGCAACCAAGCGACUCCCACCUCAGAAGCUGGAUCCAAGGUGCUCCAACACCUACCAAAGCCUAUGAAUGGACUCUGACUCAGAUGCUGGACACAGAUUUUGUGAGUAGCCAUUUCAAGGAUGUUUCUCAGAGAUUAGUGCGGACUGCUGAGCUGAUUCGUUACACCGACCCACAAUCUCACAACCGGCUGGUUGAGAUUGUGAAUGGAAUUGCAAAGAUACAGCUCAAAGCUCGGGAGAACCAGACUAUAAUGACCGGUCUUAUAUCCCAGCUCAAGAAUAAUCCUUUCUUGGAGCUGGUGAAUUUGGGAGAUCCCCAGAGGUUCUGGGCUGGUCGGUUUGAAAUCACUCUUCUGGUUCCCAAAAGGAAGGAACUGAGAUGUACGGCCGUCGUUUUAGACAAAUAUCUGAUCUUCAUUUCUAAUGAUGAGAUUAUUGCCAAUCCCAUAUCUCUAAUCCAAGUGGCCAUCAAUGUGAGUGAGAGAAACACUGAAAACGGGUACCUCUACGUUGCUACCGUUUCUGAUUUUGAUAGAGAAUGCGCCGUUAUCACAGAGUCACCAGAGAUGAGAGAUGCGUUUGUGAAAGUUUGUCUUGAGGUCCAAUCGCUGGCAAUGAGGUCCAUGAGCUUUGGGAUCAAAUACUCCAUCAUAGCGGAAAGGGAGUUCGAAUACAAGACAAAUGCCUAUAAAGACAUGCUCACUUAUCCCCAAGAUGAACUCACUGAUCACUUUACCAGUCCACCCAGAAAACCAGAUCUUAAGGUAGAUGUAAACUGCGUGAACAAGUUCAGUUUUGACAACGAGGAGUUCCUGAUUUUAGGCCAGAGUUUUGGAGUUCAAAUUAGCCGGAGUGAUCAGAAGGAUUGGUACAUGGUUGCAGAGAUGGAAAAUGUCUCAUCUAUCAUUAUCCUUGAAGAUUAUGAUGUUAUCCUCUUUCUAUCUGGUGUCUCUCUUUUUUUCACGAAAUUGUCCGAAAUAAUGAAGGUUUAUGAUAGUCGUUCCAAGAAGGAGACUCAUAUCCUCAGCAUCACUUUGAAACAGCUGCUGUCUGGCGUCAACGUCUUUUCAAUCAACAGCAUGAAGAAGCGGGGAAUUUCAACCAUACUAGCCGCAUGUUCAUCUAAGAACAACUAUUAUGUGGCAACACUUCAAGCGGUAGUUGCCAUAAAGCCCGGCAUGAAAGUCCCGGAGUUUAGCCACUUUGAGAAGAUCGAAAGCAUGACUUGCCCGCCGUAUAAUGGCAUCUCAGUAUUGCAGAACGUUUAUGUCCUAAAUACUCCUGAUGGGUUUAGGUCGAUUGCUCACCACAACCAAUAUCCAAUCCCCAGUUGGACUCAUGAAAACAUCGGUGCCAGCCGCUACCCCUAUAGGAAAUGGCUACAGCAAAGUGUUACCGCUUCCAAGUGCGUCACAGUGCAAAGACUGACGGAGUGUGAAAGUAUAUGCGUAUAUGACAAAUUUGCCAUCUUCCUAGAUGCUUCUGGGACCGUUUGCAGGAACGAGGUGAUAAAAUUUCCAUUUUACUGCCAUGCUGCGGUCGUAGCAUCCGGAGUGCUACUUGCAUUUGGAAAAAGGGCCCUUCAAGGUUGGUGGAUAUCUGGCGACAGCAAGUCAGCUUCCCGCAUUUGUCUCGUGAGAAGUGGUCAGAAUAUGAAGUUGCUGUCAAGUGGUUCUGAAGAUGUCAUAUUUUCGUUCGCAAACCCAUUCUCGGGUGAUCGACAAGCGAUCGCGAGAAUAGAAAUACCACCGUUGAAGGGCUGA
This is a messenger RNA of Kuraishia capsulata CBS 1993, 3429 nucleotides long. RefSeq lists its product as uncharacterized. The coding region runs from base 1 to 3429 and encodes 1142 amino acids. The transcript has a single exon. The record is from RefSeq and is a predicted model, not a curated record. Lineage: Eukaryota; Fungi; Ascomycota; Pichiomycetes; Pichiales; Pichiaceae.